ACCUCCCAACACAUCAACUCUUCCUUGAGUCUGAUCACUAUAUACACACUACUCUUCAGCCUUUUCAUAUUUCAUAACACCCCUUUGCUACCAAACCAAUUCAGUGAUCUUUUUGCUUUGCUCUUUCCUGAGUUUGAAAACCUUAGAACCAUUUCAGUACACAACACUUUCUGUUCCUUAAUGGCAUCCAGUUCAAUCUCAGCCUCUGGCUCAUGGAGUGUUAAGGACAACAAGGCCUUUGAAAAGGCUUUAGCUGUUUAUGACAAGGACACUCCUGACCGUUGGUACAAUGUUGCUCAUGCUGUUGGUGGCAAAACUCCAGAGGAAGUGAAAAGGCACUACGAACUCCUUGUUCAGGAUGUUAAGCAUAUUGAGUCUGGACGUGUGCCAUUCCCAAAUUACAAGAAAACUACUUCAGGGUCAACUGAUCAGGAGGAAAAAAGGCUGAGGAAUUUGAAUUUGAACCUCCAGUGACCCCCCUCAAGAACAACAAAUUGAUUUUCUAAUUUUCAUAUCAACCAACAUCAUUAAUUUCCAGCAUCCCUGGUAGUACUACGUGGUGUUAUGUCACACAUAAUUGCUAGUGCAAUAGCAUCUUAGGCUAUAUUAGUCAUCAUAAGAAUCAUAUGUCCCGUGAUUCCAUCUGGUACUUUCUUGUCGUUGAAGCUUCCUCUUGAAAGGGUCAACGACCGUUUCAGUUCCUCAUCGUCCUAAAUAAAUUUAUAAUUUUAUAAUAUGCUUAAUUUAUUAUCA
Molecule: messenger RNA, 753 nt
Organism: Glycine soja
Lineage: Eukaryota; Viridiplantae; Streptophyta; Magnoliopsida; Fabales; Fabaceae
Product: transcription factor RADIALIS-like
Exons: 2
Coding region: 181-474 (97 amino acids)
Molecular function (GO): DNA-binding transcription factor activity
Source: RefSeq, a predicted model, not a curated record